CAGGAGCGGUCCGGCUGGGCGUCUCUCACCAAGCCACGCUCACUUAUGGAGGCGAAUGAAGCGUGCGCUGUCAUUACUGUGACCUUACAGCCGCGCUCUCUUGUGGGAUUAUUCGCGUUUAAACUCGGACGGCUUUGUGCCGAGCCCGAAAGACGGUUGCUGAGUAAUUUUUGUAGAGUGCAGAGUGAUGUGAUAUGGAGUGGACUUUGGAUUGAUGGACAGGAUCUACUCUUGUGUGUCUGUCUGUAGGACCACAUCUGACACCAGUCUGAGAGGACAAUUUAAUAAAUGUUGCUUUACCGUCUGGCGGCUGUCGCCAGCUCUGCAGGACCUACGGACCUCCAUGCUGCAGGUCUCUUCUCUGUGCCCAAAUCAGCGCUUCCACCCUUGUUCCCGCACACCCCUCCUUGGCACUGUCUGUUAAUGAGACUGGAGCUUUUACUGAAUUCUCUGUCCAUAGUGUUCUUCAAACGUCUGCAUACGUAUUACACAUCACCACAGACUACAAGUGUCCCUUGGACGAAUUCAGGAAGUGUGUAUUAGUGGCCUCCUCUCCUUCCUCUACGAGGAAAUAAUCCAAAUGUCGAUCAUUUCUCAGGACAUCCCAAAACACUAAUUCAGGACUUUUUUAAAAAAAUAAAAAAAUAAAAAAUUAUUCUUUCUAAAUAAACAAUCCAAAUCCAGAAAAAAAAAACAUCUUUUAAAGUGCAUGCACAAUGAGCUCAGACAGUUUUCAGUACCGUGCACUGUAUGAGUACAAGCGAGAGCGAGGAGAUGACAUCUCUCUGCAGCCUGGAGAUCUCCUUACUGUCAGCAAGCUAGCGGUUCUGACCCCAGAAUACCAGGAGGGAGAUGAGAAGAACCCGGCAGGCUGGCUCCAUGGCACAAAUGAACGCACUAUGGAGAAAGGUGACUUCCCGGGGACUUUCGUGGAAUACGUUGGGGUUGUGCAUUUGGGCCUGCCUGCAGGAAAACCCUGGCCUAGACCUGUUCCCCCAACCCCUGGAGGACAUCAGACACCUGUAGGACCUCAGCCACCGGGAGCCUGCAUUUCAGGGGGCUGUGGGUUGGGGGAUUCUCUGGAGCAGUGUACCGUUCCGGAUCAGGCUCCAGCCGUGGUGCUCAGGCUCACCGAAGCGCUGGAGAGACCGGGCUGGGAAAAUGAACCUCUCUACAUAACCCAAUUAGCUCCCAGUGCACCACUCGACCUACAACAGGCUCUGGAUACAGACCCCGCUGCAGUGGAGUGCGAGCAGUAUGACUUGGCCGUGUUGGCUGAUACUCUCAGGGCUUACCUGCAGGAGCUGCCAUGUCCCAUCAUCCCAUCUGUGCUCUACAGUGAGCUGGUCUACACUGCUCAGGAAAUAGAAAGUUUGGAGGAUUGUGGUCAGCAGAUAAGGAGGAUCCUGGACUCGCCCGGCAUGCCACAGUCGAACCACCAGCUCCUGGUCUAUCUGACCCAUCACCUCAGCAAAGUGACUCAGAGUGGAGGAGCCGCUCAGGCCAGCGCCAGGUUUUUGGCUCAAGCCUACGUCGAGUCUGUCUUUAAACACAGCCAUUUCAGUGCGGAUGUGAACCCUGAUCAUCACGUAAAGAUUCUGGAAGCCCUCAUCAUCGUGGGAGGCCUGACUGAGAUUCAAGCUGCUCCAGCUCUUCCUCCCAAGCCGGCCAAACCCAUGACUCCUGUGAACAGUAACGGUGUGAAGGAGGCUGCAAGCUCAUUGCAGGAAGCUGAAUGGUACUGGGGAGACAUAUCAAGGGAAGAGGUGAACGACAAAUUGCGAGACAUGCCAGACGGAACCUUCCUGGUGCGGGAUGCCUCGACUAAAAUGCAGGGAGACUACACGCUAACUUUAAGGAAAGGCGGCAACAAUAAGCUAAUAAAGAUCUACCAUCGCGACGGCAAAUAUGGAUUCUCAGACCCGCUUACAUUCGGUUCGGUGGUGGAGCUCAUCAGUCACUACAGACACGAGUCUCUGGCUCAGUACAACACGAAACUGGACGUCAAGCUCAUGUAUCCCAUCUCUCGCUACCAGCAGGAUCAGCUGGUGAAAGAAGACAACAUCGAUGCUGUAGGGAAGAAACUCCAAGAAUAUCACAAUCAAUAUCAGGAAAAGAGCAAAGAGUACGACCGACUGUAUGACGAGUACACAAAGACUUCGCAGGAGAUUCAGAUGAAGCGCACCGCAAUAGAAGCCUUCAACGAGACCAUCAAGAUAUUCGAAGAGCAAUGUCACACACAGGAGCGCUACAGCAAGGAAUAUAUCGAGCGAUUCCGCAGAGAGGGCAACGACAAAGAGAUCGAAAGGAUAAUGAUGAACUACGCCAAACUCAAAUCACGACUUGGGGAGAUCCACGAAAGCAAAAUCCGCCUGGAGCAGGACCUGAAGACACAAGCUCUGGACAACAGGGAGACAGACAAAAAGAUGAAUAGCUUAAAGCCAGACCUUAUCCAGCUAAGAAAAAUCCGAGAUCAGUAUCUUGUCUGGCUAAAUCACAAAGGCGUACGUCAGAAACGAAUAAAUGACUGGCUGGGCAUCAAAAACGAGAACACCGAUGAUACUUACUUUGUGAGUGAAGAGGAUGAGAACCUGCCACACUAUGAUGAGAAGAGUUGGUUUGUUGGGGAUCUGAACCGCACACAGGCUGAGGAUCUUCUUCUGGGAAAGCCUGACGGAGCCUUCCUCAUCCGGGAGAGCAGCAAGAAGGGCUGUUACGCCUGCUCUGUAGUUGUGGAUGGAGAAGUGAAGCACUGUGUGAUCUACAGCACGCCGCGUGGUUUCGGCUUCGCUGAGCCAUACAACCUGUACAGCACUCUGAAAGACCUUGUUCUGCACUAUCACCAGACCUCGCUGGUCCAGCACAACGACUCGCUCAACGUGCGCCUGGCCUACCCCGUCUACGCACAGAUGCCCUCAGGCCCCCGCAGAUGAGGCCCUGCCCACUCCAACACACAAAACAAUAUACAACACAACAAACACUUGCUGCAACACACACACACACACACACACGUCAGCCACCUUCGGAGUUCUAUAUUUUUACUAGAACAAUUUGGAGGGCAUUCUUUCUAAAGACUGCUUGAUUUGCACAAGGAAGUUUUAAAUGUUUGUGAAUGUGAAAAAAAAAAAAAAAGACAGAAGGAAGCAGAAGAGGCGAGUUUCAGGUGACCCACGCUGCUACCUAAACUCCAGCUGGGACUUUUUACAUGCUUCAUGAUUUAAAGCUUUUUUUUUUCUCCUCCUUUAUUCUUUGUCAUUCAUUUGUACAUUUAUUUUUUUUUUUAUCCCCGUGUCCUAACCUCCUUUACUAAGUGUAAGGCAGGAAAAUAUAUAUGUUUAUUUCUUCAUUCUCUCUCUCUCUCUCCCCUUUUUCUCUCAUUGUGUGUAUGCUGAAAAGGCAAAUGUAUGUAGCAAACAGACGCCUGACACUUUCCAGAGUGUUUCUCACAGUAACUGCUGCUGAACAGGGGAUUGUGGGAGGGAAAGGAACAGGACAGGGGUAGGGUGGGCUGAGGGAAAAAGCUGAGAGGGCACAAGUGAAAAUAUGUCAUAGUCUUAAACAAAACAAGCUUGCUUUUAGAGGGGAGCUGUCUGUAUGUUUUUUGUUUGUUUGUUUGUUUGUUUUUUGUUUUUUAACAUUGCUUUACUUCUUGCUGGAUCUUCUUUUGAACCUUUCUGAGCAGUAAGGGUGUUACAGUCCAGUGCAGAGACCAAAGUUAGCAUAGGGAGGAAGUCCCUUUCUUUUUCUUUUUUUUAAUUUCCUUUUCUUUUUUUAACACCUUUCUUCUGUUAAUUUUCUUAAAAUAACUGAGAGGAAAGUGUUAUUUCAUCCUAAAACCUUCGACUCAGUAACUAAAGCUCCAGACAGAAAUAACGAGUAAAAUUUUCUUGACUGGAUUAUUAUUAUUUUUUUCCUUCUUCUUUUAAUAAAGCUGUUAUUGACACUUUUUCAUGCGAGUCCUAGAACCACAAAGAGUGAUGAGAUUUUUAUUUAAAAUAAAGCCAGUCAAGGAAAUCUGCAGCUCUAGUUAUUAAAGUCUGUAUAGGUUUCAGGGAAAAAUGUCACUUCUGUUAAUGCCUAUGCUAGUAAAAUGCUAACCACACGUGAAAUAGUGUCGGGCAUCUGCCCCUGUUUUUUUUUUGUUUUUGUUUUAUUCCUUUUCUUUUCUCAAACACAUAAUUUGAUGUGAAGCACUUAUUUGACAAGAUAAAUCCUGGCAAAUUAAAAUUCAAACGUGAAACAAAAAAAGAAACACUAUUUGAUGUGUGGUUUUAAUCUAAUACAGGAUCGCUAUUAAUUGUUAAAGAUGAAAUUUGUGUAAUCUGUUCAGCUCUGAACGAGUCGGUGUACGGGAAGCGGAAGCAGUGGGUCAGUGAUGAGAACGUGAAGAGAGUGCAAUCCAACACGUGUAUUAUUAGCACGGAGGUCUAACAAAGCGAGCGCUGAAGCACCGAUCAGCGAUAAUCGCAUGCACCGAGACCCCUUUGGAGAAAAGCGCUUCUUUUUCUACCUGCUUCUUAUAACGAGUGAACGCUUUCGUUGUCCAAACGGUCGACAUUUAAACCUUUUUUCUACUUGUUCGUGAUCAUGUCGCACAAUAAAACCUUUUCAGAAAUCCGAUAACAUCACGGAGAAAUGCACAAUAUUUACUGAUCACAUGACUUCUCGUUAGCACUGGACUCUCUCUUUCUCCGCUGCUCAUUUUUGGUACCGUUCAUGCUCUUCUUCUAACGCUACAUCGAUCAGCCCAGUUUCCUGGCGCUCGAUUGCUUUUUUGAUGUCAGUCACUUCUCACUCACCGCAUGGGCAGCUGAAGGAGCGUAACUUGUGCUUAUUCCUCCUUUAUAAACUCUAUGCAUUACAUCCACCUCUGUGUCACACUCGCUCCUCUUUAUUGUACUCCGCACCAGAGAGGUUGUGAAAUGUUCUUCACGAGUUUACGUACAAAAAAAAACAAAACAAGGUCAAAUGCACAGUCAGUAUUCAUGUAUUUCCCCUCUGUUAUAUCAGGAGUUAGUGGUCAUUCUGAGCGUCUGAACCUGGACGCUGAAGACUUCUUGUGCAGUCUGUGGAGUCGGGUCAGGUCGAGUACAGCCGGCAGCCGCUCCCUUGAGUGCAUGCGCUUUAUCUGUCUUCCCUCUUCACACCCUGAGUGUACGGCUUCGAGAUAAAAACCACAUUCAGGCCCAGAGUACUUGAUAGAAGCCACAUGUCCUCACAGCUUGUGACUUGAAGUUGGCCAGACAGUGAAGGAUUCCUUUCUCUCUGUCCUCGACACUGCAGCCCUUCCUCUGCCUCGCACCAUGGCAACUAGCAUAAGAGCAAUAGAGCUCCUUGUGUGACCGUGAGUCACUGCUCUCGCUAGGUCUGGAAUUGCUGAGGAAAGAGCAGCACUGAAGCUGCCUGGUGCACGCUGGGAAAAUUUCCAGAAUGACCAAUGUCUCCAUACGAAUAUAUCCACACAGACAUCUAACUUUUCAAACCCCUUCCCAACAAAUACUUGAUUUCCUCUUCUGCACUAUCACCCUAUACGCAUCGUGGCAGCCCUGUUCACAUGCACGGGGUUCGCUUUGGAUUUUGAUUUUUCUUUUUUCUUUUUUUUUCGACUUUCUGUAAAACUUUUAUAGAUCAAAGAUUCUAUUUAGCAUCUCUUUUUGUUUUCAUUUUUCAAAGAUGCAGAUUGUUUGUCUAACCGGGGCCACUGACGGGUCCGCUCUCUAUUACUUGAACUAUUGCAUUGCUCACUGUUGAAUGUCUUUAUAUUGCAUAUAUACAAAUAUAUUAAAGAAGAGGAAAUCCCUUUUAUGACAGCCGAGUUUGGAAUAUAUGUAAACGCAUUUAUUCUUCAAGUGUUGGUUAUUUCUUAAAGGGGUUUGCUUUAACUGAAAUACGACUGUUUAUUGGACCCUGCUGUCCAAUAUUGCACACAUCAUAUUGAAGAGACUUUAUAGAACAACAUUACAAGGCUGGCAACAGAGGGAGGUUUUUUCUGUGUGUGUCAUACAACUCUUCAUGUUCCUACAUUUACUGAACAAUUGUUAGAGCCGAGUUGUAAUUAUUUGUUAUUUUUUAAUUCCUGGCAUUGAGACCAAAGAUUUGAGUUUGAUUGUUGUUCUGAGCGAAUGCGUAGUCUUCUCCUCCCCACUGUUUUCUUUUUUUUUUUUUUUUUCGAAACAACUCUUUUUGAAACGACUUGCUUCAAUUGAACACGCAAGGUGAUAUACUGGAUGGGUUAUAUUCGUACUUGUCUUAUAAAACAAAAAAUUAAUUCCAGACUAUUGUGAAUUUUAUUAACGGAGCAGGUUAAACUUACACGGCAAAAUCUAAUCCUAAACCAGUUCAAAGUAAACCUGAGCUUUAUCUUUCUUUCCCCCCAACCAUUGUAGGAGGUGCUUGAAUAGUUUAGUGUGCCAUCAGUAUUUUUCAUUUCGAUAGACUGCUCACUGUCUCACACACACACACACACACACACACACACUACGCCACACCACCCGAAUCCUGUUUGUCGCUCUUUUUCACACCUUUAGAAAAAGUUGGGCCUAGCUGGAGGCUUGGAUUUUUUUAUUUUUUUUCCUUCUCUUAUGGACGUUUGCUCUGAGAGAAAAACAAACUAGUGCACCUAGCGAUUUGUGAUCCGUCUCAAAAAAUAAAUAAUAAAAACACACACAUAACAUGAUUAUCAUUCUCUGCAGGGCAGAAAAGCAGUGGGGUUUGUUGGCACUCUUUGUUCACACUCCACAAAGCAUGCAAUAUUUCAUUUUUCAUUUUCUUUCCUUAAGGUUUCAGGGACAAAAACAAGCAUUGCAUUGGGGGGUUCGUAUGAAGGACAUGUUUACCAGAGGAAAAAAAAAUGCCUUUGCAUUUUUUUUUUUUAAAGAUGUGGGACAGGGAUGGGAGGAAAACUAAACUAAACCAAGUUCAAGAAAAAAACAGAUUAACGGUGCAUUACUUCAAAAGCUCAAAGGGUUUGGGCAUGAACCAAAACCUCUCCACUCACCUCGGUCUGUCUGCAUUGUGAUUAAAUCAUCAGGCUUCGGUUAUUUCAAGACUGUUAAUGCCACAAUGUAUGAAUCUCUUGCCCUUUUGUGCAGUUCUGCAAAGUUUUAUUUGCAGUUGGGUUUGAAUAUGUUGUGAUUCUCAUUGGGAGUCUUUUAUGUUCUUACCACUACUGUCACAUCAUGACACCCAGCACAGCUUAAUGGAGUAAAGCUUCUUAUAUUUAAAUAAAGAAAAAAAAAUUGAGAAAAAAAAAGGAAAAAAAAAAAAAGAAUUCAAAAAGAUAUAUAUAUAUAUAAAAAAAUAUGGAAAAAAAAACCCACUCUCCCUCCCACUUUGACAUACGUACAAACCCAGCAUGCUUCUUUGGUACUCUUGACUGUUGUUUUGUGUAAAAAAGAAAGUUUAAAAAAAGUUUAAAAAAAAAAAAAAGUUGUUGAAACAAGAACUGUUAUUUGUCUGUUUAUGGUGUUGUCAGAUAUACAUUUUGAUAUCGCUUAUUAAAAACACUGCUUUUUCAGCUGUAAUAAGUUUGAACCCUGUGUUUCAGUGGACGAAGCAAAUAUGAUAUUGUUCCUAAAUACUGAGAACGAGGGGCCGCGUCAGCAAUAGCAAACCUGCCAAAGGUUCCGACUGUUUAUUUUCCACAGGAUUUUAUCGAUACGUCAGUGGAUAAUGACAAACAAUCGAACUCUUGAAACAGCUAAACACACACUUUGUUGAAUAUUUGCCCGACACCAGCAGAUAUUUAUAGACUCAGCUUGAGCAAUAAGCCGUUGGCCCCUAAAUCAGCUAAAUCACCGUUUCCCCCAAUUCUAACAAAAUACUAUCAAAAUAAAUCGAUAAAUAAACUUAUAAUCACACGCCAAACUCAAUCAUAAGUUUUUUUUGUUUGUUUGUUUGUUUUAUUUUUACUCUCCGCCUCAGUAAUACCACAGCAUCUCGUUCCGUUUGUUCUGUCUAUGUGGAGAAGAAGAGUAGAAAACAUCCUCUUUCUCAGUAUUUGAAUAUCAUCCUUGCUACAGGCUUCUUGAUACUCCUCAGUUGUUUUCCACCAUAUUUUCUUGUAUCUGUUACAAUAGUUUGUAUUGGUUGUAGACUCUCCCAUUUGUUAUGAGAUGAACUCAUGUAUAUUCUCAAUGGAACUCCACACUAUUCAUUUCUCUUGCGGAAUAAAGAAAAUAUUUUGUCCAA
Messenger RNA from Tachysurus fulvidraco (yellow catfish), 8190 nucleotides. It is a transcript of the gene pik3r3b, whose product is annotated as phosphoinositide-3-kinase, regulatory subunit 3b (gamma). NCBI's taxonomy places the organism in Eukaryota, Metazoa, Chordata, Actinopteri, Siluriformes, Bagridae. The record is from RefSeq and is a predicted model, not a curated record. Gene Ontology annotation, biological process: insulin receptor signaling pathway; phosphatidylinositol phosphate biosynthetic process. Bases 717 to 2933 code for a protein of 738 amino acids. Gene Ontology annotation, molecular function: protein binding; 1-phosphatidylinositol-3-kinase regulator activity. Gene Ontology annotation, cellular component: phosphatidylinositol 3-kinase complex. The transcript has 16 exons.